CACCUAACCCCUUGGCAAUCGCAGCAGUCCGUGCCCUGUAUAGUCACUGCUGCACCGAGAAUGAUACCGAGAGAAGUUUGGAUUUUGGCUCGGGGCUGGCGGUCCUGCCCCAGAUUGGCUUGUGGCCAAACCUUAAGGCUGAUUUGCAGCAGCAGCAGAUCAUGAAGCAAAAUCCUGGAGGAGCAAAGCGAUGGCAGGGCAGGGAAAUCAGGGGACUUGCAGCUCUCCGGCAUUAGUCUCUUAGCCCUCCUGGAUACGAUCCAACAACAUCCGAAAAACAACAAAGGGACAUCUCCAAGGAACUGUACAACUGCGUGCCAUUUGGAAAUGUCCACGAGGAGCAGGAGAAGGAUCGUCGGCAUGAGUCCGAAGGAAGAUCUGUGCUCAAUCAGAAGGACAAGGGCGGACGGACAACAGCUGCAGGCCUAUGUGGCCUGGGUGAAUUCCCAGCUGAAGAAGAAGCCGGCGGUCAAGCCCGUGCAGGACCUGAGGCAGGAUCUCCGCGAUGGGGUCGUCCUGGCUUCGCUUGUCGAAAUCGUGGCGGGAGAGAAGCUGAGCGGCAUACAGGUCAGUCCCACGAACCAGCAGGAAAUGAAGGAGAACGUGGAGAAAGUCCUGCAGUUCGUGGCGUCGAAAAAGAUCCGUAUGCACCAGACGUCGGCCAAAGACAUUGUCGACGGGAACCUGAAAUGCAUCAUGAGGUUGAUCCUUGCCUUAGCUGCUCAUUUUAAGCCCGGGUCUAGCAAAGCCACCAACCAGGCUGCGUCGAGCGCCAUCGGAAGGAGUUCCAUGGGGCCAGAGGCGCCAUCAUCCAAUCACCGUCCCCAUUCGACUGCUGCAGUUGCUCAGGGGGCUAUGGCUGCCUUGGCCGACGUUCGGCAGGACGUCUUACGUUUGGGACGCGACGCCUUCCGGCGCAGGCGGAGGAACAGCAGCCUGGAUGAAGAAAUUGAGCAUCCGUACUGGAGCGUCCGAGCGUUGGUCCAGCAAUAUGAGGGGCAGCAAAGCGUGCCUUCAGAAUCCCUCUCCUCCAGCCUCACGUCUCCCAGCCCUAUAAACAGCACAAAGAGUGAGUCCAGCGCCACUCCAUCAGAGGAGAAGGUGGGGUACGACGCUGUUCGUGAAGAAGAUGACGACGCGGACACCAGGACAGAUGAGACUGGCUCUUUCUUCCCCGCCGAGUGGCAGGCGAGGUGUCCUGCAGCCAGUUUGGAGACUUCAUGGGAGGAGCAGCUCCUGGAGCAGCAGGACCACCUGGAAAAAGAGAUGGAAGAAGCCAAGAAGAUGAUCUCUGGCCUGCAGGCUUUGCUGCUGAACGGGUCGCUACCUGAGGAUGAGCAAGAGCGUCUGUUUGCCCUUUCCGAACAGGAGGGUUGCCCCGAAGAGCAGCUGGUUAUCACCAGGAGCCGCCUGGAUCAGAGCGUGAAGGAGAACCAGGAACUAAAGAAGGAGUUGCAGAAGCAGAAACAGGAAACGCGGAGCCUGCAAGGCGUCAAGGAGGCCUUGCAACAACGCCUGGCCCAGCAGGAAGCGCUCAUCCUCCAGAUCAAGCAGGAGCUGCUGAGAGCAAACAUGGACAAGGAAGAGCUGCACAGCCAAAACGUCGAACUUCAGAGGAAGGUGGAAGACAGGAAUCGGCUCCUGGCAGAAUAUAAGAAGGAGCUGGGCCAGAAGGACCGCCACCUGCACCAGCACCAGGCCAAGAUGGAGGAGAUGCUGCGCCAGCUGUCCGAGGCCAGCUAUCAGCAGGCGGAGCUGGAGCGAGAGCUGGAGCACAAGGAAGCCCUGCUGGCUCAGUGCGUGAAGAAAGAUGCAGAGGAGGUAAUCGCCUACAGCAACCACAGUUCUCAGAGCAAUGGCUUCCUCCAGACAUCAGGAAAAGCAGCAGCUUCCACGGCUCACAGAGGCACAAACGACCUCCAGCUGGUCCGCGAGGCCCUGCGCAGUUUGCGGAACAGCUUCAGUGGCCACGAUCCCCAGCACCACACCAUCGACAGCCUGGAGCAGGGCAUCUCCAGCUUGAUGGAGAGGCUGCACCGCAUGGAGAUGCAGAAGAGGCAGGAGAGGAGGGUCCGAGGGAAGUCCCCAGCCCCGCAUGUCACCAACGAAUACCGGGACGCCUGGCCCUCCAACUCCAAGCUGCCUCAUUCGCACAGCACCCCGGCCAUGAGCAGCAGUGCCUGCACCAAAGUGCUCUACUUCACAGACCGCUCCCUCACUCCUUUCAUGGUCAACAUACCAAAGAGGUUGGGUGAGGUGACGCUGGGGGACUUCAAGGCAGCUAUUGACCGAGAAGGAACACACCGGUACCAUUUCAAAGCCCUGGAUCCAGAGUUUGGCACAGUCAAAGAGGAGGUUUUCCACGACGACGACAUUAUUCCUGGGUGGGAGGGGAAGAUUGUGGCCUGGGUGGAAGAGGACCACGGGGAGAACUAGGCAGAUUCACGGCCUCUCUCUUUGUCGCGAAACGCCACCGCCGUCUCUUGUUGCGCUUGCCAGAAACUGACCCGAGAAGCAUGUGAACGGAGACGCAUCUGACUCGUAACUGCCAAAAGUUUGCAAAACUUCCGACGGGUGUAAAGGUCUGCCGCAUACGAGGAUGGCUGACGUUCCCAUUUCAUGGCCAAAAGUUGUACAUUUCACAAAAAACGGGGUGGGAACGAACCACCUCUCUGUGUUAAGUCCAUGUCGGCCUUAAGUCCGUGUCCCCUCAACCUUCUCAGUCCUGUCGAUGGUCAUGGUGACCCAGAGGACUGUCGUUGGAGGCGUCCAGUAUUAGGAGGGACACUGAAUGGCCCAAACUGGAAGCUGUGACCACGUUCUCUGUAUCUGCAUCUCAUUCCAAAUGACUCCCUUUUCUGCAGCAAAAGCCCGUUCUGGUCUGUCGUCGUCCGGAAUCUGGAGAAGGACAAGUGAAAUGGACAUGGAUGGACGACCCAGCGCGUCGGGAUGGUUGCUUUUGCUUUUCUUGAAGGACUUCCAUGAUUUUGAUUUGUUAUGUUUUGGAAUACAUGCCAGGAAGAUCCUUUGCCCUUUUCUCAAAAACAUUCCCAUAUUUGUCCUUUUUUGGGUGCCUCCACACCAGGCAUGAGCAAACUUCGGCCCUCCAGGUGUUUUGGACUACAACUCCCACAAUUCCUAACAGCCGGUAGGCUGUUAGGAAUUGUGGGAGUUGAAGUCCAAAACACCUGGAGGGCCCAAGCUUGCCCAUGCCUGAUCUACACUAUAGAAUGAAUGUGGUUUGACACCACUGGCUCUUGAAUCGUGUGAGUUGUAUGAUGUUUUUUAGCCUUCUCUGCCAAAGUAAGGCCACAGCAGCAUCUGUUAUAGAAUUACAAUAUGUUGACGAUAUCAUACUCUGUGCUCAUUCAGAGGAGGGCUUACAAGCUGCUUUGCAGAAGUAUAUGGAAAGCUUGGCCUCUCACUGAACAUCGGACACAGUGUUGGCGCCCCACCAAAGUACAAUUAGAGUGGUGUCAAACCGAAUUAAAUCUGCAGUGUAGAUGCACCCCUUGUGUCACAGCCUAGACUUGUGUGUAUUGAUGCACCAGCAUUCUGGAUGUCCCAUGUGAGACUGCAAACUUCGAUGGAAAACAUGAUUUCUAUCAUUUUAUAGA
Molecule: messenger RNA, 3617 nt
Organism: Anolis sagrei ordinatus
Lineage: Eukaryota; Metazoa; Chordata; Lepidosauria; Squamata; Anolidae
Gene: DIXDC1
Product: DIX domain containing 1
Biological process (GO): canonical Wnt signaling pathway
Cellular component (GO): cytosol
Molecular function (GO): frizzled binding
Source: RefSeq, a predicted model, not a curated record